AUGGGCUCGCUGCUAUCGAGGCUGCUCGCCAGCCGUCCGAUGGCCAACGCCGGCCCGACGAUGGUGGUGAAGGACCUCGUUCUGAUUGGCGGAGGUCACAGCCACGUGGUGGUGCUCAAGAGCUUCGCCAUGAAGCCGAUGCCAGGUGUCAGGCUCACAUUGGUCACGAGGGACGUACAUACUCCCUACAGCGGCAUGCUGCCAGGCCUCGUUGCCGGUCACUACACGUACGACGAUUGUCACAUUGACUUGAGGCCCUUGGCGCAACUCACCAACGCUCGCCUGCUGCACUGCUGCGCCUCUGGCCUGGACUUGGAGCAGCGUGCUGUGGUGCUGGCGGAUGGGCGCCCUCCCAUUCGCUACGAUGUGCUGUCCAUUGACAUUGGGAUCACACCUCUGCAAUCAGUGCCACGCGCAAAGGACCUCACCCUCCCUGUGAAGCCCAUCGACUCCUUCACUCACCGCUGGGAGGCCCUCCGGUCGCGCAUCCUCUCCCUCGCCCCUGGCUCCAGUGUGCGAGUGGUGGUGGUGGGAGGGGGAGCCGGGGGAGUGGAACUAAUUUUGGCCAUGCAGCAUCGACUGCAGCAGGACUGCCUGAAAAGCCAGGUGUACGCCUCUUUUGUGCUCAUAACGAGGGGGGAGCUCCUGCCCACCCACAACGCACGCGUGCGAUCGAUUCUCCGACGGAUCUUGAAGGAGAGAAGUGUGAAGGUGCUCGAUGCUGCAGUGGUGGCAGUGAGACCACGACAAGGAGGAGUGGAGAACGGUGCUGAGAGAGGAAAUGGGGGAAGAGGGCCAGAAGCUCAAGGGUCGGCAGUGCAAGGAGGGGUGCUUGUUCUGGACGGGGGAGAGGAGGUGGAAUUCGACGAGUGUGUGUGGUGCACACAGGGCGGAGCAGCUUCCUGGCUCUCUGAAACAGGCUUGGCUCUGGACAGCAGCGGUUUCAUCCGAGUGGGGGAGACACUAGAAUCCAUGAGCCAUAAAGGGGUGUUUGCAGCGGGGGAUAUCCACUCGUCCGACGUUUACCCGCGGCCCAAGGCAGGCGUGUUUGCAGUGCGGCAGGGCAUGCCCUUAGCUGACAACUUGAGGAGAGCGCUUCUGGAUCAGCCGUUGAAGCCAUUUCGGCCUCAAAAAACCUUUCUCAGCCUAAUCAGCACGGGUGGCAAGUACGCGGUUUUCUCUCGGGGCUCUUUGGCUUUUGAAGAUAGUCUCGUGUGGACCCUCAAGGACCGCAUUGAUCGGGCCUUCAUGUGGCAGUUCAGCCAACUCCCCACCAUGCCAUCGCCCCCUCUCCCCGCUAUCCCCGUUGCACACACGGCCGGACCUGAAGCGCUCCUGGCACUCAAGAGCAUGCCCAUGCGGUGUGGAGGGUGUGGUUCCAAGGUCGGCUCGUCUCUUCUCUCCCGCGUCCUCAUGCGUCUCGCCGCCCUCCCCAGCCGCCCACCUGGCCGCCCGGAGAUCCUUCUGGGUCUCGACUCACCUGACGAUGCUGCUGUGCUGGCGAUACCACCUGAUAGAACGGGCGGCAGACAGAGCCCAGUCGUGGUCCAGACGGUCGACUUCUUCCGCUCCUUCCUCUCCGAUCCGCACACAUUCGGUCGUAUCGCUGCCCUCCACGCUUUGAGUGACUGCUUCGCCAUGGGUGCUGACCCCGUCUCAGCGCUCGCUAUAGUCACACUGCCCUACGGAACAGAGGAGAAGAUGGAGGAGGAGCUUUUCCAGCUCAUGGCAGGGGCCAUCCGCGAAUUGGAUGCUGCCACGUGUCAGCUGGUGGGAGGGCACACCGUGGAGGGCGCUGAGCUGUCGCUGGGGUUCGCUGUCACGGGAUUGGCUGACAGAGACCGGCUGCUGAGAAAGGCGGGCAUGAGUGGGGGAGAUGCCAUCAUCCUCACCAAGCCCAUCGGCACGGGAGUCAUCUUUGCCGCCAACAUGCGAUGCAAGGCCAAGGGGCGGUGGGUGGAUGGGGCGAUCGAUAGCAUGCUGGUAUCCAAUCAGAAAGCAGCAGCCAUUGCAUUGCAACACGGCGCCUCUGCUGCGACUGACGUCACAGGGUUUGGCUUACUUGGCCAUCUGGUGGAAAUGACAACAGCAUCUCGAGUUACAGUCACCAUCACUCCCUCUACAGUUCCGAUUCUGGACGGUGCACUGGAGUGUGUGGAGGAGGGCAUUUUCAGCUCGCUGCAGGAUUCGAACCUGCGCCUGCGACGAGCAAUCACAAACUACGAAGAGGCAUCCACCCAUCCGCUCACUCCUCUCCUCUUUGACCCGCAAACAGCCGGGGGGCUGCUUCUUUCCGUCCCCCAAGCCACGGCUACUCAGUGCUUGCUUGCUCUGCACAGGGAGGGGUACCCUGCUGCUGCUGUGAUCGCUACAAACCCUUUCCUACGCGUGGCUCAACUAGCCAUCACUAGCAUACUCUCGCCGCGACCUACGCCGUCGCCGCCGCCCCCCCCCCCCUCCCGCCGCGAUUACGCCUUCCUCGCCUGCGGAUACCACCGCCGCGAGCGCAACGCCGCUCGCCGCCUGCGCAUCCUGCCGCCGCGACGCCUCGUCGCCGCCUGCCCGUCCCUCGGCCGCGACGUCACGUCGCCGCCUCCCCUUCCCGCCGCCGCGCCUGCUUCGGCGCCGUCUGCCCGUCCCGCCGCCGCGACAGCUCGUCGCCCCCUGCCCGUCCCGCCGCCGCGACCUAACAUCGCCGCCUGCGCAUUCCGCCACCGCGACAGCUCGUCGCCCCCCUGCCCAUCCCGCCGCCGCGACCUAACAUCGCCGCCUGCGCAUUCCGCCGCCGCGACUGCUCGUCGUCACCUUCCCGCGCCCCCCCCCCCCCCCCCCCCCCCCCCCCCCCCGCCGCGAUUUCGCAUUUCCGCCUCCCCUCCCACCGCCACACCUGCUUCUGCGUCACCCACGCAUUUCGCUGCCCCUUCUGCAUCGCCACCCGCCCGCAAUUUCCCCCGCCGCAACUGCAACAUCGUCGCCCCGCGGUUCCCGUUAACGCGACUGCGCCGCCACUGCUUCGGCGCCGCCUGCCCAUCCUCCACCGCGACCGCGCCAUCCCCGCCCACACUUCCUGCCGCCGUGACUGCCCCGUCGCCGCCUGCAGAUUCAGCCGCAACUGCACCCUCCCUUCCUCCUCUCCCUACUCCUCUCCCCCCCCCCCUCCCCCUCCCCCUGCGCCCCUCGUUGCCGCGGCCUGCCUGCCGCCGCCGUCCCUCGUUUCGCCGCCGCAGCCAUUUCCCUGCCGCCUUCACCUUUCCGCCGCCGCAACCUGCUUGCAGCCGCCGCUCUCAACAUCGCCGCCGCGGCCCUUCCGCUGUCGCCUGCGCCCUUCGUCGUCGCGGCCUGCUUGCCGCCUCCGCCCCCGACUUUGCCACCGCCUCCCCUUCCCGCCGCCGCACGUUCGCACAGCCGCCUGCGCCCUUGUCACCGUCGCUCCCUGCACCUUGA
Messenger RNA from Closterium sp. Naga37s-1, 3444 nucleotides. The record is from the annotation of a GenBank genome assembly. Lineage: Eukaryota; Viridiplantae; Streptophyta; Zygnematophyceae; Desmidiales; Closteriaceae.